Caenorhabditis sp. 36 PRJEB53466 is the source of this 1529-nucleotide messenger RNA. The record is from the annotation of a GenBank genome assembly. Lineage: Eukaryota; Metazoa; Nematoda; Chromadorea; Rhabditida; Rhabditidae.
AUGUCCCCUGUUAUUGGACGUCUUCCAUCAGUUCUUUACGAAAAAGAGUGUCCAGGUAACGAAAAUGAAGUAGAUACAGGUAGAAACGUGCUCUGUGUUUAUAUUCAUCGAGAUCGUUCCAGUGUUCACCGAUGAAAGCCUUUCUAUCUUCCCGUGCUUUCCGCUUUUUUCGAAAGAACAAUGUCGGGAGGGAAAGUAAGAGACUUAUUUUAGUGCCCCUCUAACUCGAAAACAUCCUUUUCAGCUUCACUCUUCUGAAAUCGGAGCCCGACGAAAAAGAGAGAGAAGUUAUUAUUCCCCCGAUCAGAAGAAAGCACGCAGUUCGUCAUCUUUCGAAUCCGUUCGAAAAGCAUAAUGUGCCGGAUCUGGUCCUCACUAACAUCUUCGGAAAUCUCAAUAAGAAAGAUCUGUGCUCAGUGAUGCUGGUGUGCCACAAAUGGCGCAAGUUCAGUACGAUCUCGACUACGUGGAGCGUGACGGAUCUUGCCGAACGUCCAGUUUCAGAAGUUUCCCUCUGCGCGCUCAUGAAAAGGAAACUCCGUGUGUUCAGACUUGCUGGAGCAAAGGUUCGCCAUUAGAUUCACUAAUUCAGAAAGAUGCAAUUUUCAGCCGAAUCCGGAGGCUAUGAUCUCGCCGCCCGCUUUCCAAAUGGCGUUGUCCGUCGUGAGCCGCCUCGAAUAUCUCGAUCUUUCGCGCUCCAAUCUGACCCAUCGCCAACUGAUGAUCGUGCUGAAGCCGUGCAAGAAACUGCAGUGUCUUUCCCUCGAGGGAAGUAUUAUCGAUAACGAAAUUGCUGAAUGUAUUGCUCAAAACAAAGAUAUAAGGGAACUGGAUUUGUCCAUGACUAGUGGAAUCACAGCCGAAAGUGCCUUGGAGAUCUUCAAAAACUUGAAAAAGUUCUGAAUUUUUAUGAAAAACAGUAGAUAAAUUGAGAACUUGCAGGCUAGAACAACUCAAUAUCUCUUGGUGCGGCGUCGAUUCGCAGAUUCUGGACAUUCUGCUCGAGAAUAUCCCUUCACAAGUUUGCAAACUGAACAUUUGUGGAACCACCCGAAAUAAUGGCCUCACCGAUAAACGUACGGCAAAACACGGGAGAAUUCUUUGAAAUUAUAUCUCUUGAGAUAUGCGGAUGCUCACCACCGCAUGCCCGAAACUGUUGGAUCUGGACUUGUCGGACAACGUGGACAUCAGCGGAUUGAUCAUUUCUCUCAUAAUGGAUAACUUCGAGAGACUGCACACUCUCUCGCUCAAUCGCUGCUACGGAGUCGAUCCGAACAUCAUUGUGUAAGCCCGGAAAUCCAGUGAUUUAACAGAAGAUUCAUUAUUCUUGCAGAAAUCUAAACUGCAUGCCUUCUCUGCAAUUUCUGAAUGUGCACGGAUGCAUCACCGACAGCAACAUGGAUCUUUUCCUGGAUUUCUGCAAUCGCCUCAAAAUCAACUGCCAGUACUUCAACUUCACCGCCAAACCGGUUGCCAACACGAAUAACAACACGCGAAUCUGGGGACAACGCGUCAAAGAGCGCUAUUGA